Messenger RNA from Alternaria burnsii, 2442 nucleotides. Its product is annotated as glycoside hydrolase family 94 protein. The record is from RefSeq and is a predicted model, not a curated record. Bases 1 to 2442 code for a protein of 813 amino acids. Gene Ontology annotation, molecular function: hexosyltransferase activity; carbohydrate binding. Gene Ontology annotation, biological process: cellulose catabolic process. Lineage: Eukaryota; Fungi; Ascomycota; Dothideomycetes; Pleosporales; Pleosporaceae. The transcript has a single exon.
AUGAUACAACCAACCCAAGAUGGCGAGCGAUAUGAGCUCACAAGCCCAACCGAGAUGCCCAAAGCUGGUGCGUUCCUGUGGAAUCAACGUAUGAUGAUUCAGGUCACAUGUCGUGGCUUUGCAACUGCGCAGUACAUGCAACCCGAGCCUGCCAAAUACGCCUAUGCACCCAAUCUCGAAGCCAAGACCUUUAUGCAGCCGGAGCAAAACUACUAUGCUCAUCACCCCGGCCGAUUCGUAUACAUCAAGGAUGAAGAGAAUGGCCACAUCUUCUCAGCGCCGUACGAACCGGUAAGGGCAAAACUGGAUCGCUUUACCUUCGAUAUAGGCAAGAGCGACAUCAAAUGGACUGUGGAGAAGCUCGGCAUCCGCGUUGAGAUGACAUUUCUGCUCCCAACAGACGAUGUGGCUGAGCUUUGGAACAUCAAAGUCACUAACAUAUCCGAUCGCAAGCGGAAUCUAAGUGUCUACCCAUACUUUCCCCUAGGCUACAUGUCAUGGAUGAACCAAGAAGCGGAGUGGAAUGCCAACGUUGGUGGCGUGGUUGGAAGCUGUAAGACCCCAUACCAAAAGGCAGAAGACUAUCCAAAGACAAAGUACCUCAAAGACAAGACCUACUUUCUCUGCGAAACCACACCGGUCUCAUGGGAAGCAAAGCAAGAGGCGUUCGAGGGGGAAGGUGGACUACAAGCACCAUCGGCAUUACAGAAUUCGCAACUUUCGAAUAGCGAUGCCCGUUACGAGACUCCAACUGCAGUUGUGCAAUACUGGGCCGACCUGGAAGAGAACGAGAGCAAAGAGUAUAGAUUUCUCUUCGGUCCCGCAUACGACGAAGCGGAAAUUUUGGACAUGCGCAAGAGAUAUCUCAACAAGAUGGCGUUCGCGGAAGCAGCUAGGGACUACGAGGACUACAUUAUGAGAGGCAGCGGUUGCGUGCGUCUCGAGACUCCUGACAAAGAUCUCGAUAAUAUGGUUAACAACUGGCUACCAAGGCAAUUGUACUACCAUGGCGACGUGAACAGACUUACAACCGAUCCCCAAACACGAAACUACCUACAAGACAACAUGGGUAUGAGUUUCAUUAAGCCAGAAGUAGCCAGGAAGGCUAUCAUGACUGCUGUAGGUCAACAAGAGAAGAACGGUUCGAUGCCAGAUGGUAUCCUGCUAGCGAAGGGUGCGGUACUCAAGUACAUCAACCAGAUCCCUCACACUGACCACUGUGUCUGGCUGCCUAUCGCCCUUGAAAUCUACCUUGCCGAGACCGGCGACUACGCACUACUAGACGAGAAGGUGACCAGCAUGUAUGGCGAUACAUUCACUGUUUUCGAGCGCUUCAGCCGCGCAAUGGACUGGCUUCUCUCGUCAAAUGCACGAGAUGAUCGCGGCCUCUCAUACAUUGCGCAGGGUGACUGGUGCGAUCCCAUGAACAUGGUCGGUCCCAAAGGUGUCGGCGUAUCAGGCUGGCUCACGGUUGCAACAGCCUAUGCCGUCAACUUGUGGGCGCAGAUCUGCGAAGACGCCAACAAACCGGACAUCGCAAAGAAAUACCGCACCGGCGCCGAACAGGUCAACGAAUCGGCCAACGAGCACCUCUGGGACGGCGACUGGUACGCCCGUGGUAUCACCGAUGAUAACGUUACUUUCGGCAUCAAAGACGACAAGGAAGGUCGCAUUUGGCUGAACCCGCAAGCCUGGUCUAUCCUUGGGGGCGCGGCUUCUUCGGAGCAGAUUGCAAAAAUGCUUCCCCAGGUUGACGAGCAACUCACAACACCCUACGGAGUAGUCAUGUUCGGUCCGCCGUUUACAGCAAUGCGCGAAGAUGUCGGCCGCGUCACGCAAAAGUACCCUGGUCAGGGUGAGAACGGGUCAGUGUACAACCACGCGGCUGCUUUCUACGCGUGGGCGCUCUACGGUAUCGAUGAAGUCGAUCGCGCGUACAACACUCUCCGCGCUAUGAUUCCUGGUCCUGACGAGGAAGAUCUGAUUCGUCGUGGUCAGCUCCCAAUCUUCAUUCCCAACUACUAUCGUGGUGGUCAUGGAAUUGAGCAUUUGGACCGUACAGCGGGACGUUCAAGUCAAUUGUUUAACACUGGAACUGUGAGUUGGGCGUACAGAUGUUUCAUCGAAGGGUUGUGCGGUUUGAGGGGCGUAAGAGAGGGUCUGAAGAUCGCGCCAAAGAUGCCGAGUGCAUGGGACGGCAUGAAGGUGAGGAGAGAGUUCAGAGGCGCGGUGUUUGAUGUCCAGAUCAAGCGAGGAGAUGUGAAAGAUGCGAAGGUUGUGGUUGACGGGCAGGGAGUGGAGGGCAAUGUCAUCAAGAAUGUCAGCGCGGGAAAGACGUACAAGGUACUUGUGGAGGUACCGAGGGCAAAGAAGACGGGUACGAACGGAACGAUGUCCAAUGGUACGAAGACGAACGGGGACGGUGCCAAUGGGACAAAGUAG